GUAAAAGCACCUGUUGAAUACUUUGCCUGGCUAGAAAAUAUAUUGGUUCCAUGGCUUUUCCCGGAAGAAGAUUACAGUGGUCGGUCUAUUAUAUCUGAAGAUAGACAGUACACUUCUGUGUGGAGUCUCUAUCGACUUGGUGCUCCAAGGCUGAGACAAGUGCGCAUGAAGAAAGGUGACUGCAUGUAUGAUUCAGUUUACACUGGUCAGUGUGUGGACAAAUUCAGCAUAAUUCAUCAAGAGACCACAGAAUUUUGCCUGGGCUGGUCUCCAAUUCCAUGUCCUCCAACUGAUCAGUUUCAUGUCACUGCUGGAGCCUGGUAUUACAGAUUAGAUAUCAGCAUCUUAGAGUUUCCCAUUGCUGGAGAAUAUAACACAUAUGGAGGAAAGGGGUACACUGUCAACCUAGACAUUAAUCUGAUUAUUGUUACAGCAAUAAUUCAAGAAAUGAAAAAAUACUUCUGGGUUGAUCGGCAAACCCGUGCUGUGAUUUUAGAGUUUACUUUGUACUGCCCAAAUGUCGAUCAUUUUGUUCACGUGACACUGCUGGCAGAAUUCCUGGAGACAGGAGGGGUGAUCCCCUAUGUCAGCAUCUACCCGUUUACAGUGUAUGAUCCCCCAGGCUUCUUCGGCACAUAUAUUCUCAUCUGUGAGAUUCUGUACACAUUCUUCACUGUGUUUGGUUUUGUAUAUGUUCUUUACGUAUUCUCCAAAGAAAAGUGGGCAGCCCUAAAAAACUGCUGGUUCAUGGUUGAUUUUGCUGCAGUCAUUGUAGCUACAGCUGCAGCAUCAAUGUUCUACUUGCGCUUGUCCAGUGUUACAAUAGCUUUAUCCAAGAUGGAAGAAGACAGGACACAGUUCAUCAGUUUUCAACAAGUUGUUCUCUGGGACAAAGGAGUGAUUGCUUGUCUUGGCUUUCUUGUGGCUAUUGCUUUCUUCAGAUUGCUGAAACUGGCUGGAUACUCUGAAGUAACUAUGAAGGUACGAAUGAAGAUUUCUGUAUGUGUAGACAUGUGA
Molecule: messenger RNA, 1017 nt
Organism: Candidula unifasciata
Lineage: Eukaryota; Metazoa; Mollusca; Gastropoda; Stylommatophora; Geomitridae
Source: the annotation of a GenBank genome assembly